AUGGAUAAACAGAAGGCUGCCGAGAAGGCCCUCCAUGACCAGACCAACAUCCUCCCAACGGCUCAGCUGUUGGUGGUCUUCGCGGGUCUCGCAGUGUCUCUAUUGAUCACCUUUGUCGACCAGAAUGGCAUCAGUGUCACGCUCCCUACCAUCGCCAAAGAGCUCCAUGCGGCCAACACGAUCUCCUGGGCGGGCACCGCCUCGCUAAUUGCAAACACCAUGUUCUCGGUGUUGUACGGACGAUUAUCCGACAUCUUCGGCCGGAAGAUCGUAUAUCUGUCCGCGCUGGGACUGCUUUGCAUCGCCGACUUGUUGUGCGGUCUGUCCCAGAACGCUCCGAUGUUCUAUGUCUUUCGAGGACUCGCCGGUGUGGCCGGAGGAGGGGUCACUUCGCUGACGAUGAUCAUCGUUUCGGACAUCGUGACGCUGGAGAAACGAGGCAAGUAUCAGGGUAUCCUGGGAGCGUCGCUGGGCUUGGGCAAUGUCAUCGGCCCGUUCAUCGGCGCCGCGUUCACCAUGAGAUCGACCUGGAGGGGUUUCUUCUGGCUGAUUUCUCCACUGGCGGCGUGCUCCAUCGUGGUGGGUUAUUUUCUCAUCCCCGACAAUGCCCGGAAGGGCGACUUCCGGGAGAAGUUGCGACGGAUCGACUACUUUGGUAUCCUCUCGUCCUCUAUCGGCGUGAUUUUCUUGCUUAUUCCUAUCUCUGGUGGAGGUUCAUACUUCCAGUGGGACUCUGCGAUGGUGAUCAGCAUGCUGGUGAUUGGGGGAUGCGCCCUGGUCGCUUUUAUAUUCAUCGAGUGGAAGGUGUCUGUAUUGCCUAUGCUUCCUGUGGAGUUCUUCAAGAACAGGGUCAUCUCGGCACUCUUCCUGCAGAGUUUCCUGCUGGGAGCUGUGUACCAAGCCUAUCUAUAUUACCUCCCACUGUACUACCAGAACGCGCGAGGCUGGUCGCCGCUCGUCUCUGCAGCCCUCACUUGUCCGCUCGUGGUCUGCCAAUCUCUCGCCUCCAUCGCCUCGGGCCAGUACAUAUCGCGCUUCAAGCGGUACGGCGAGGUAAUCUGGACCGGAUUCGGCCUCUGGACCCUCGGCGCUGGCCUUAUCCUUCUCUACAACCACAGCAUCAGCCCCGGGGCAAUCGUUGUCAUUGGCGGGGUUAUGGGCAUCGGUAUCGGAUUCACCUUCCAGCCCACGCUCGUCGCCUUCCAGGCGCAUUGCACGCUCAAGCAGCGCGCGGUGGUCAUCUCGGACCGGAACUUCUUCCGCUGUCUGGGCGGUGCAUGCGGCCUCGCCGUGUCGGCUGCUAUCCUCCAGGCGGUUCUCAAGUCGAACCUGCCGGAAGGGUACAAGCACCUGUCGCAUUCGACCUACUCGCUCCCGGCGCGGGCGGGGGUGUCGGACUCCGACUGGGCACAGAUCGUCACGGCAUAUGUCAAGGCGUCGCACGGGGUCUUUAUUCUGCAGGUGCCUCUCAUCGGAGUGGCUUUUCUUGCCUGUACGUUGAUCCGGGACCGGGGUCUGGAACGGCCCAAGGAUCCUGCGGAGAUAGAGGAGGAUCGGAAGAAAGUGGCUGAUAAAGGGGAUAACGUCGAGGGACCUUUUGACAAGCCGGCCGAUCCGUCGGAUCCUGAACGCGGCGUGAAACAGUCUGCUCUAUCUACGGACCGGGAGAAAGCAUAA
Messenger RNA from Aspergillus terreus NIH2624, 1677 nucleotides. Its product is annotated as putative MFS transporter. Bases 1 to 1677 code for a protein of 558 amino acids. The record is from RefSeq and is a predicted model, not a curated record. The transcript is spliced from 3 exons. Gene Ontology annotation, biological process: transmembrane transport. Gene Ontology annotation, molecular function: transmembrane transporter activity. Lineage: Eukaryota; Fungi; Ascomycota; Eurotiomycetes; Eurotiales; Aspergillaceae.